Messenger RNA from Purpureocillium takamizusanense, 762 nucleotides. RefSeq names its product Cyclopropane-fatty-acyl-phospholipid synthase. Bases 241 to 741 code for a protein of 166 amino acids. The record is from RefSeq and is a predicted model, not a curated record. Lineage: Eukaryota; Fungi; Ascomycota; Sordariomycetes; Hypocreales; Ophiocordycipitaceae. The transcript is spliced from 5 exons.
CGGAUCAAGUCGUCGGAUCACGUCCUUGAAAUUGGAACAGGCUGGGGCAGCUUUGCUAUCCAGGCUGUGCGUGAGACUGGAUGCACCUUGACCACAGUCACUUUAUCGACGGAGCAAAAGGCAUUGGCUGAAGAAAGAAUUCAUGCUGCCGGGCUGGCAGACAAGAUCACGGUCUUGCUUUGUGACUUUCGUGAAAUCCCUAAACUAGGCCUUCAGUUUGAUAAGGUAGUAUCUAUUGAGAUGCUAGAGCACACGGGAAUCGACUACCUACACGAAUAUUUCGGAGUGAUCAAAGAUCUGUUGACAGAAAAUGGCUCCAUUGCAACUUUCCAGGCCACAAUGAUGUCGGAGUCUUACCAGGCGGAUAGCCAAGCAACUGGAAGCUUCAUCUGCAAACAUAUCUUUCCCGGGGGUUAUCUGCCUACUCUAACGGAGACGGUUGCGGCAAUCAAUAAGGGGGCAGGUGACCAUUUCGUGAUCGAUAGGGUCGAGAAUUUUGGCGGCCUUGGAAGAGCGUUUCAAGCCUGGGGUGAAGCCUUCGACCAAGACUUCGACGCUCGAAUACGCCCCGAUCUGGUUACUAGGCAGCUCUGCGAUGCAGAGAUCGAAAAGUUCAGACGAAAGUGGCGGUUUUACUUCGCAUACUGCCAGGCCGGGUUCGAGGAACAGGUUCUUCGGACAGUAACAGUUAGACUUGUACGUAUGGGGACUUCGAUUCUGGCACAGGAUUACUACAUGUAAAGUAGUUUAGCUUCAAUGAGU